Ixodes scapularis (black-legged tick) is the source of this 3859-nucleotide messenger RNA. RefSeq lists its product as uncharacterized. The transcript is spliced from 3 exons. The record is from RefSeq and is a predicted model, not a curated record. Lineage: Eukaryota; Metazoa; Arthropoda; Arachnida; Ixodida; Ixodidae. The coding region runs from base 188 to 3616 and encodes 1142 amino acids.
GAAGGCGCCGCGCCAUCUUGGUCCCCAGCGCUGCCCGCUCGGCGCUCGUCCAGCCAGGCUGGCCAGGCCUAGCUUCGGUACUCGCAACGGCGUCGCACCGUGUUCAUUCUCCGGCUGGUGCUGGUGUGUUUUGCGGAGUCGUUCGCAGCGAAGAAGUGUGGUAACAAGAGAGGCGUGAGAAGCAGAAAUGCCUGGCUGUUCUGUUCCGCAGUGCACGAACCACUGCAGACGGGGCACACGUAUGUUCCGCUUCCCGAGUAGUCCUACUCGAAAGAAACGUUGGCUCGCUCAAGUCAAACGAGACCGCUGGGAACCCACUGCAGCUGCUCGUGUUUGCGCCGCUCAUUUUGAGGACAGCAGUUUCGAACAAAACCGGCAGGACGGGUUGAAAAAACUGAGGCCAGAUGCUGUUCCAACACUUUUUCCUUAUCGUGCCAUCCCAAAACACAGAAAGGCCCCCAAAAAGCGUGCUCAGGGAUCAACAGCCAUUCCAUCACCACCAACUCUACAUGGCAGCACAAGCGACGCGAACCGUGCUGCUUCACCUAUGCAUGCUUGUACAGUGAUGGCUACCCCACUGCCAGAAGCUCUCGACGUCACUGCCACAGACACUGCUCAGUCCAAGCGUGCGUGUGCAGCAACAGCCGUUCCAUUGCCGUUAACCUUUGACGACAGUGUAACCACCAAGGACAAUGCUCCUCGAUCAAAGCGUAUUUGUGCAGCGGCAGACAUUCCACUGCAACUUGCUCUCGCCGACAUUACAAGCAACAUAAACAACGCUGCUCAGUUCAGGUAUGCUUGUGCAGCAACAGCCAUUUCUAUGCCACUAGCUCUCGACAUCUCUGCAAGCAGCACAGACAACGCCCCAGCCAAGCGUGCCUGUGCAGUGACGAUUGUUUCAAUGCCGUCAGCCCCCGACGAGAGCGCAACCACUACGAACAGUGGGUCCGAUACUUGCUGCUCAUCGGCAGCCUUUUUACGGCAACCAGUUCUCGACAACAGUGCAAGCGACAUGGACAAUGCUGCUCAGUCCGAGUAUGCUUCUGCAGUGACAGCCGUCCGUCAGCCACUAGCUUUUGAUAUCUCUGCAAGCAACACAGAAAAUGCUUUAUUCAUGCAGGAUUGUACAGCGACAGCCGUUUCACUGCCCUUAGCCCCAAACGACAGUGCAAGUACCACAGACAAUGCUCCCCGGUCAAAGCAUACUUGCACAGUGACAACCGUCCCACGGCAACAACCACCUCUCGACAAUGGAGAAUGUGACCCGGACCACCAUGCUCGAUCUCCCCUUUUCAUUACCCCAGAGCCCAGGUCUGAGCUUGUUUGUUCUACUGCAUUGGAACAACCCGGUGGUUUUCCAGUUCCAAUUGUUCAGGAGCUGAAGGAAAAAUUGCAGCCUGAAGUCGGGUCUUCAGAAGGACUAACAAGCUCGUCCGCUGUUUUCACGUUUGGAAGUAGUACCACCCAAAGUAUGUUACUGAUGCAUCGCCAAAACUCCGAGCUUCGAAAGAAAAACUCCGAUCUAGCCCGGAAGUACCGAACCUUGCAAAGGCUCCAUGAUGAAGCCAAAUCAAGACUGCGAAGUCUCACAAAAAAACUGACAUCAGCUCAGAAAGAAAUAAGUGCUUUGAAAAGUUCAAGAUUUCUGAACACAGACCAAACAAAGGCUUUGACUGUGAAAUCAAUGAAGGGACAUAAGUGGUCAGAGAAGACUAUUCGAGUUGCCCUUCAAAUUAAGCACGCAUGCGGUACAUCAGGGUAUGAACUGCUGAGGUCCCUGUCAUAUCCGCUACCCUCGAACAGAACGUUGAUUCGGAGACUCCAACACAUUAAGUUUCUGCCUGGGGCUCUUGACGAAGUUUUUGAAGUGCUAAAGCGGAAAGUGCAGACUAUGGAAGACAUAGAGAAAGACUGUGUUCUCUUUAUGGAUGAGAUGGAGAUUAGUCAGGGAUUUGACCACGACAGUUCGCUGGAUCGUAUUUUUGGAAGCACCACACUCCCAGAAUCCCGUGUGAAUGUUGCGAACCAUGCCCUUGUGUUUAUGGUUGGGGGAUUAAACACGCGGUGGAAGCAAGUGAUUGCAUACCACUUCACUGGACGAUCAACUGACGAAAGUGCUUUGAAGGAGCUUGUCUUUCAUCUCAUUGAACUAUGUUUCAACAUCUCUCUCAAGGUGCUCAUAGUUACAAGCGACAUGGGAUCAGCAAACCGUGCUGUGUGGCGUCUGCUCAACUUUUCAAAUCACAGGCACUCUGAGACCGUGUGUUCUGUCCCACACCCACACCUCGACGGGAGACAGCUCUAUUUCAUGGCUGAUCCAGCGCAUGUUUUAAAAAAUAUUCGUGCCCAGCUGCUUCGUUCAGAGACCUUUACUUUAGGAGAAGAGACUCUGAGAGAGCACAACCUCCCAGGAGGGACCGUGGACAUCCACCAUGUUGAAGCUGUUCUUGCAUACGAUGCAAACAAUGAACUCAAAAUCGCCAACAGGCUUUCUGGCAUUCACGUCAGCAAUGGACAUUUCACAAAAAUGAAAGUGAGCAUUGCUGUGCAAUUGUUCCGUGAGGCUCCUCCCGCAAUCCGCUACCUAAUUCAGCAAAAAGUCUUGCCGCCUGAAGCUGAGGCAACAGCCUGGUUCUUUGAUUUAGUGACUAGGUGGUACACCUUGAUGUCGUCACGUCACCCAAUGGUCGCUCUGAGUCAUUUUGAUGCUGCAAAGCACACGGAAGCACUCGGGACUUUGGACCUGGCAAUCACCACCUUCUGUCGGAUGGACAUGGGAGCAACAGCUCAUUGGAAACCGUCGCAGGCCGGGCUUCUUGUUUCUACCACUGUCGUUCUGCGCCUGUCUGACGAACUUCUGAACAGGCACAACUAUAAGUACCUUCUCACGGGCAGGUUGAGCCAGGACUGCCUUGAGAAUAUUUUCUCUGUGCUGCGACUCAGAAAACCCGUGCCAAGUGCAUAUGACAUUAAGUGUGCUUUGAAGUUGAUCUGUGUCAGUCAGUUUCUCUUCACCCCGACAUCUUCCAGCUACAAUGUUGAUGACAGCAUGCACCUGGCUGACCUCCUUGAUCCAGCCCUCAAGAAGCAGGUGCAAGAUGUCAACCAAGAGUCUGAAGAGCUGGAGAACCUGUUCGUGUGUGAACUAACUGCAGUCGAGUGCGACAUUCUGGCCUACCUGGGAGGUUUUAUUCUUAGGUUUGUCAAGAAGUCUAUUGGCAACUGUGAGGACUGCGAAGGUGUCCUAGUGUCGGAUGGUAAUGAUACGCACAGCAGUUUGAUUCAUUUGAAAGAGUAUGUCAAGGGUGCUGGGAACCUUGUCUACCCCAGCCAAGCUGUGAUGAGUGUCUUGAUAGAGUGCGAAGAGAACAUCAAGGCUUUUACCCAACUAGACGCCAUCUUGACGCUCAAGGCUCCAUUUGCCACUAUUCUGGAGUUCCUGCGCAAAUCUGUAACAUUGGAGUUAGGGUGCUGUGACAUACACAAAGCUUGUGUGGAGAAGAUUCUUCUUGAAAAGUAUGUCAGAACAAGAAUCAGGAUUCACCUGCGACAGCAGUACGCACAGGAAGUAAACGGAGCGUCGAGCAAGACAUGUGCUGCGGCAAACUUGAAUUAACCGCUGAAUGGUGUGUUUUAUCACGAAGAGUACUUCUCAAUUCAGUGAUAUUGUGAUUUAUUGGUACAUGUUGUCACCAGUGAGUGAUGAAUCUGCUUUCUUGUAAAUAUUAUUUGGUCUUUUGCCUAUACUCUUAUUUUAUGCUCUUAUUAUUGUCUGCUGUCCUACUUCAGAACAUGUGUGUCACGUGAUUUGUGCCCUGCACGUCUUUCUAAGUAUUAAAUGUUCAGUAAGUUUCAUAAA